Messenger RNA from Coregonus sp. 'balchen', 8876 nucleotides. The record is from the annotation of a GenBank genome assembly. NCBI's taxonomy places the organism in Eukaryota, Metazoa, Chordata, Actinopteri, Salmoniformes, Salmonidae.
CCUGUGAUAGCGUCGUGUCUUGGAGUUAUGAAAGAGUGAAUGAGGUCUUUGCUGAGUUUAAACAGACCUACCGGCUUUAGUUGGAUGACUUCUUUAAAACUUCGUCUGGCACGGUCAAAUUUUAUUCGCUCUGGUAUUGUCGUCGUGGUUAGAUACUUCUCUGCUGUCGUUAUGGACGGCAUGGGUCUGGCGGUCAGUCGUUCACAGCUCGAGCGCCUCGAAUUUGACAAUGUCGCACUCAAGAAACUUCCACUGGAUACAUCAGCAGAGCCUGGCCCGCGAAGGGUGACAGGAGCCUGUUUCUCUCGAGUAAAACCACAGCCAGUGGUCAAGCCCAGAUUUGUGGCCGUCUCGAAUGAUGCUUUGGCUUUGCUUGGGCUGAACGCCAUGGAGGUUCUGAAUGACCCACUGGGUCCAGAGUAUCUGAGCGGUUCCAAAGUAAUGCCAGGGUCCGAGCCUGCAGCGCACUGCUACUGCGGUCACCAGUUCGGGUCAUUCGCCGGACAGCUGGGGGACGGGGCGGCCUGCUAUCUCGGUGAACUAAAAGCUCCAGCAGACCAGUCCCCCGAGCUGCUGCGAGAGAACCCCAGUGGCCGGUGGGAAAUUCAAGUCAAAGGAGCUGGACUGACGCCCUAUUCCAGGUGGGACAGUAUUGCAUAAGCAUGACUAGACAGUUUUAAAAAAAUUAUUUAGCUAAUUCAUCAGUUUAAAAAAAAUAUAUAGUUGACUGUCAUUGUAACUUAGCCUAUAAAAUGUGCUAAUGUUGCUGAAUACAUUUCUAUCAUACUUUCUCUCCCUUUCCCAGACAAGCGGAUGGGCGUAAGGUGCUGCGCUCCAGCAUCAGGGAGUUUCUGUGCAGCGAAGCGGUGUUCGCUCUGGGCGUGCCCACCACAAGGGCGGGGUCACUGGUGACCUCCGACAGCAAGGUGGUACGGGAUGUGUAUUACAGCGGGAACCCCCGCAAAGAGAGGUGCUCUGUGGUCCUCCGUAUUGCACCCACCUUCAUCAGGUGGGUAGCCUAUCACAUGUUCUCAGUCUCACAGUUAUGACAAAUUACUUUAAGGAACAAUACUAAAACGUGUCACUAUGAUCAUUUUGUUUGCGUACACACAGGUUUGGGUCCUUUGAGAUCUUCAAGGCGACUGAUGAGAACACAGGCCGCCAGGGCCCCAGCUACGGCCAUGAUGAGAUCAGAGGUCAGAUGAUGGAUUAUGUCAUAGAGACCUUCUACCCAGAGAUCCACCAGAACAACACAGACAGAGUGGAGAGGAAUGUGGCAUUUUUCAGAGAGGUAUACUAUAAACACCACUAGAUUCAGUGAAGCAUCCAUGAUUCAUUAUGUUAAAGUGUACAGUAAUGCUCUUAGGCUUUAUGAAUUUGAAGGAUAUCCUUCAUGAAAGUAAAACUAAUUUGACUCAAAGCAGACUGUAGGCCUACAUUUGAGCGCACUCUAACCUUGACCUUUUUGUCAUGGAGCCAAGAACACUGCUAUCCUCUUAUCCUGUUAAUCUGCUGUCGAUAGGACGUCGAAAUACAGUUGGAGUAUGACACAGCCUUAGCACACACUGUGCUAUUAAUGAAUUAUCGUCUCUAUUUCUAAUUGGUAUCGGCAAAGUAGUACAUUUAAGAUGUUAUUGUUUUGCGAUUAGCUAGAUGCAUUGCUAAACAUAUUAGCAUUUCUCACUUGAAAAAUAUUAUUUGACCAUCACAGCACAGUAUAUAAUCCCUAAAUAUGUGUUGCCUAACCCAGCACCUAAGCAAGAGAUGGAUUCAAGUUUAAACUACUAGACCCAAGUAAUCUCCUCUUCCUUCUGUUCCGACACUGGUGCGUGUUUGUGUGUAUGUGUUUGUCCCUGACUGUGUGGUAGGUGAUGCUGCGUACAGCUCGGCUGGUGGCCCAGUGGCAGUGUGUGGGUUUCUGCCAUGGAGUCCUCAACACAGACAACAUGAGCAUUCUGGGACUCACAAUAGACUAUGGCCCCUAUGGCUUCAUGGACAGGUACGUCAUACAGUACUCAGCAGCAGUCCAUCUCUUCCACAGCAGUAGCCUUGACUAGCAUGAAUGGCUGACCUGCUUUAUUUUAAUUGUAUUAUUGCCAUCUUCAAACUUCAACUUCACUCUUAAUGUACUUGUUGUUACUGAAUCCAAACAUUAUUUCAAACAAGGGUCUGGCUUAACACUGCCUAUUUCCUCCUCUCUUGUCUGUAGGUUUGAUCCAGACUUCAUCUGCAACGCCUCUGACAACUCAGGCCGCUACUCCUAUCAGGCCCAACCGGCUAUCUGCCGCUGGAACCUGGCUCGCCUGGCCGAAGCCCUGGACCCAGAGCUGCCCCCAGGCCGGGCAGAGGCUGUCCUGGAUGAGUACCUGCCCCUCUACAACACCUUCUACCUGGGCAACAUGAGGAGGAAGCUGGGCCUGCUGAGGAAGGAAGAGCCGGAGGACGAGAUGCUCAUCACUGAGCUGCUGCAGACUAUGCAUAACACAGGUAGAGAGAGAGACAUACUCACCGGCCGGUUUAUUAGGUACAACCAUCUACACUGAACAAAAAUAUAAACACAACAUGUAAAGUGUUGGUCCCAUGUUUCAUGUGCUUUCCAUGCUCAUGAAAAGCUUAUUUCCCUCAGAUUUUGUGCACAAAUUUGUUUACAUUUUACAUUUUAGUCAUUUAGCAGACGCUCUCAUCCAGAGCGACUUACAGUUAGUGAGUGCAUACAUUUUCAUACUGGCCCCCCGUGGGAAACGAACCCACAACCCUGGCGUUGCAAGUGCCAUGCUCUACCAACUGAGCUACAGGGGACAAUUUUUUUAACAUUCCUGUUGGUGAGCCUUUGUCAAGAUAAUCCAUCCACCUGACAGGUGUGGCAUAUCAAGAAGCUGAUUAAACAGCAUGAUCAUUACACAGGUGCACCUUGUGCUGCGGACAAAGUAUUAAUAAAAGGCCACUCUAAAAUGUGCAGUUUUGUCACACAACACAAUGCCACAGAUAUCUCAAGUUUUGAGAGUGUGCAAUUGGCAUGCUGUCUGCAGGAAUGUCCACCAGAGCUAUUGCCAGAGAAUUUGAUGUUAAUUUCUCUACCAUAAGCCACCUCCCAACGUUGUUUAAGAGAAUUUGGCAGUACGUCCAACCGGCCUCACAUCUGCAGAUCACGUGUAACCACGCCAGCCCAGGACCUCCACAUUCAGCUUUUUCACCUGCGGAAUCGUAUGAGACCAGCCACUGGACAGCUGAUGAAACUGUGGGUUUGCACAACCGAAGAAUUUCUGCACAAAUUGUCAGAAACCAUCUCAGGGAAGCUCAUCUGCGUGCUCGUUGUCCUCACUAGGGUCUUGACCUGACUGCAGUUCAGCAUCGUAACUGUCUUCAGUGGGCAAAUGCUCACCUUUGAUGGCGUCGUGUGGGCAAGCAGUUUGCUGAUGUCAAUGUUGUGAACAGAGUGCCCCAUGGUUGCGGUGGGGUUAUGGUAUGGGCAGGCAUAAGCUACGGACAACGAACACAAUUGCAUUUUAUCGAUGGCAAUUUGACUGCACAGAAAUACAGUGACGAGAUCCUGAGGCCCAUUGUCGCGCCAUUAAUCCGCCGUCAUCACCUCAUGUUUCAGCAUGAAAAUGCAUGUCCCCAUGUCGCAAGGAUCUCUACACAAUUCCUGGAAGCUGAAAAUGUCCCUGCAUACUCACCAGACAUGUCACCCUUUGAGCAUGUUUGGGAUGCUCUGGAUCGACGUGUAUGACAGCGUGUUCCAGUUCCCGCAACUUUGCACAGCCAUUGAAGAGGAGUGGGACAACAUUCCACAGGCCACAAUCUACAGCCUGAUCAACUCUAUGCGAAGGAGAUGUCACGCUGCAUGAGGCAAAUGGUGGUCACACCAGAUACAGACUGGUUUUCUGAUUUACGCCCCUACUUUUUUUUUUUUUUUUAAGGUAUCUGUGACCAACAGAUUCAUAUCUGUAUUCCCAGUCAUGUGAAAUGCAUAGAUUAGCGCCUAAUUCAUUUAUUUCAAUUGACUGAUUUCCUUAUGUACUGUAACUCAGUAAAAUCUUAGAAAUUGUUGCAUGUUGCGUUUAUAUUUUUGUUCAGUGUAGUACCGGGUCGGACCCUCCUUUGCCUCCAGAACAGUUUUUUGUGUGUCGCACCAUUCUCGGUAAACCCUAGACACUCGAGCGUGAAAAGCUCAGGAGGGUGGCCGUUUCUGAGAUACUGGGUCCGGCGCGCCUGGCACCGACGUUCAUACCACGCUCAAAGUUGCUCAGGUCACUUGUUUUGCCCAUUCUAAAGUUCAAUUGAACAGUAACUAAUGCCUGUCUGCCUGUUUUAAAUAACAAGCCACGGCCACAUGACUCACUGUCUGUAGGAGCGACCCAUUUUCGUGAACUAGUACUUAAUAAACUGUCCGGUGAGUGUACAUACUCAUUGUACAUAACAAAGCUAUGGGGAAUGAGGAGGGACAAACCACACUCAGCACUGAUGCAUAGAAAGAUGACUCACGGUCACAUCAUUCACACAAAACACAGCUAUGACACUAAGACUAAGCAUGACUGAUUUAAUAUCUGAUCCUUCUUGGACACUAGGAGCAGACUUCACCAACACGUUCCGCUGUCUGAGCCAGAUCCCCUGCCCCACUGAGGGAGACGGGGAGGCAGAGGAAGGAGUCAUCAAAAUGGCCACAGACCUCCUCCUGGAGCAGUGUGCCUCUCUGGAGGAGCUCAAGGCUGCCAACAAGCCCAGCAUGGACCCACGGUGAGAGAAUAGAUUGACAUGAGCAGUGAGAACACAGGUAAUGGUUUGUUUGAAGCUGCUUGGUCUUGGGUCAUUGAAGCUGUAGGAGAGCUUUGGAAUUUGGUCAAUAAUACAGUAGUGGGCAUAGUCCAUUGGAUGCACAUGAUCCUCUGACCCAAGUGUUUGUCUAUUAAAGUCCUUCCACUCUUUCUCCUUCCUCUCUGCCUCUCCCUUCUAUUCGUUUUUUUUUUUGCGAUCACAUUUUUAUUGACAUUUUGCAUUAAGACACACCACUCUCCCUUCACCCUUCAGUGAGUUGGCCAUGCUGCUGCAGUUGGCCCAGAGCAACCCGUCCCUGUUCCAGAUGAUAUCAGACCGGAGGAUGGUGGCCAUGCAGCUGGAGAAGCUGGGCAGGCUGAAGGAGCUGCUGGAGGCUGACGAGGUGGAGGUCAAGGCCAAGCACAGGGAGGACUGGGCCACCUGGAUCACCUCAUACAAGCAAGUGCUUAUAUUUUUUAAGCGUCUCAGAGUAGGAGUGCUGAUCUGGGAUCAGGGCCCUUAUCCACAAAGUGUCUCAAAAAAGGUCCUAGGAAUCCUGUCAAAACCUGUUUUUAAGACAACAACAAAAACUCCCAGCUCAGGGUAGGUUUUAGGAUCUUGUUAAGACACUGUUCAGACAAACUCUGAGCCAGGAGUAAAAAUCAACUCAUAAAAGUUUAUCUCAGCUAGUUUACACAACAGUUUGAGGUACCACAAAGGAAAGAUAGUGAUGACGCUUAUUGACAUUGUUACAAAUGAUGGGAAAUAACCAAUCGCGAUGAGGCAUCGCAAGCUGUGAACGCUAUAGCACGCUUCAGACAACCACGGUGAAUGUGACUGUACAUCAAAUGUUGCAAUGGUAAAACAUUUGAUAUAAUUUUUGCCUGACAUGAUCACUAUUCCUACUCUUAAUUGUUGUCUAAAAUCUUUUUUAACCAAUUCUGUUAUUUUUUAUGAUGUGAUUUGCACUGAAUCACAUAAUCAUCAUGAUGGUUGUUAAAAGCAGAAUUUCGAUAAUAUUACAGCUAUAUCAACACACUCGUCACUCCCGUUCAACAACUUGAAAUCGCUUUGGCACAGUAGGCAUCAAGUCACUUGCCAAUAAUGUUGCAGAAAAUGUUUGAAAAGUCUAUAAUUUUCACUGAACACAAUCAAAGUUAACAUAGUAGUAAUAAUAAUAAUAAUAAUAAUAAUAAUUAUCUAUUAAACAUAGGCCCUAGAUGCUUUCAAUUGCCCAAGUUAUAGGCAUUUAGGAAUAUUUUGUAAUAACGUGAUAUUCCGCUACAAAGGGAUAACUUUAAAUAACAUGUUGGUUCAUUUAAAUAAUGUAUUAGUCUAGUGGGUAUAAGUAUUUAGGAAUAUCAUGGGAAUUAGGCCUUGUGAAAUCAUUGUCAAAAGCACAAGAGAUACUGUUGCAUGUAGGUCUAGAUUGUUUAUGGGUUGAUCAUAUCGAAAUAUCAAAACAUUCUUUCAACAACUCCAAAGCAAUUGCCUGUCUAUGGUGCAGGAACCACUGACCCUCUGCCUUUUUUCUAUUAUCAAGACACCUGCUGGUAACUCUUAACUGGUUAGGACAGCUCAUGAGGUCUCCUUAAUAUCUGUCGACUAGGUGGGACUCUUAUGACUAAAGAGGCUUAAUUCAUAGCUUUUAUUUUUACCCAUAAGAUUAGGAGUAAAAUGUAUAUUCUCAGCACUUACAACUAAUUCUCUACUCUGAGACGCUUUGUGGAUACGGCCCCAGGUCUCCCUGUCUUAAUGUGGAUACGGCCCCAGGUCUCCCUGUCUCCCUGUCUUAAUCGUUAUGAUCCAAAAGGCAAAACUGAUCCUAGAUCAGCAUUCCUAUUCCACGCAGUGAAUACAGGCCCUGAAUUGAACUUGCCAUUUUCUCAAACUCAGUGUUUGACAGUAUAUUAAGGUAACUCUAUCACCAGAUAUAUUGCUUUAGAAAUGUAGCAUGGGGAGAUGGAGAGAAGGGAAGGGAAUAAAAGCUUAGGAAAAAGCAGGUUGGUCUAAUGUUUGUACUAGAGGUGGUGUUAGUCGCAGUUAUUUGACUCGAUGCCAGCCUGUUCUCUCUGAACACAGUGGGGGAUUUCAUUAGGCUCAAACGUAAGAAAACGGACAUAGGGAGUGACUAACUGCACUUGUCCAAUAAGAAAUGCUUGUUUUUGUUCUCCAUUGCAAAACGUUUUGCUCAGGUGUGCCCUAAUGAAUCUAACUCUGUUGUGACUGGUGCAGGAAGCGUCUGGCUGGGGAGGUUGAGGGCCAGAGUGACGUCCAGGCACUGCAGGAGGAGAGAGUGAAGGUGAUGGAUGGCACCAACCCACGAUACGUCCUCAGGAACUACAUUGCCCAGAAUGCAAUAGAGGCAGCCGAGAAUGGAGACUUCACUGAGGUCAGGCUCCGAUCCUUUCUCCGUGUUACGUCUUCGUUAUUCUGUUAAAGCGACCAAAGGUUCAAUACCGCUUCCCCCUGAACUUUCGUUUGCAUUGUUCAAAUCAAUGAUUUCACCAGAACAGUAGGAUUCUCAAAAGGAAGGAAAAAAACAUGCUGUCUCUGUCUUUACUUGGAUUUCCCUCUCAUGGUUUGAUCUUUCUCCCAUCUCUCUGUGCCAUAGGUCCAGCGGGUCUUGAAGGUUCUGGAAAAGCCUUUCUCUACCCAGCCGGGUCUGGAGCAGCCGAGCUGGCUGGGCCGAGGGGGGGCAGAGGGGCAGGAGGAGAGGGAUGAGGGAGAGGAGGAGGAGCAGCAGGUGGCAGAAGCAGUAUCAUCCCGAAUGCGUGUUCCCUAUGACAGCAAGCCCCCGGUUUGGGCCAAUGAAAUCUGUGUCACCUGAUCUUCGUAGUCCCUUCCCUGACAGUCAACCCACCUAAAGUUACAAGAGAGAGUCACUCAGUAUUUUCUUCACCUCUGUUUACCUUUACCUCUCCCCUCUCUCUUGCUAUACUUGGGUGUGUAAUGUCAAGGAAGGUACAUUUGAGUUAAGAAGCUACUAUGUCAAACCGUCAGUCUAUAGAGGCGAGGAUGUGUUAAGAGUUUUGGCAAAUUUCACAGAGUACAACCCCAGAAAUCGGAAAUCACACCUUUGAUUCAAGUAAAAAUUACAUUUAUGGAAAUAUCACGUCUUCAGUAGAUCUAUACUCUUAAUACAGAUCCAGCUCUGUAGAUCUGUGUAGCCUAUUGGCUGUCUGGUUAUGAAUGACGGCCCAGACGUCCAGUCCUACAGUGACCCGUCUGAGUCUGAAAGACUAGGAGUAUUACCUCAAUUUACCAAAUAUCAUGUGUGUGUAAUAUGUCUGUAUGUGUGUGAAAGGGAAUGAUUAUAUAUGAAGAGUUACACAUCAUCUGAAUCGUACAGAAUGAUUCACAUGUGUAUGUGACUGACUGAACCGCAAAUGACUUAACGCACAAGUAUAACAUAAAUGUCAACAUGUAUAUAUGUCAUAGCAACCGUAACACUGACCACUUAGUGCUUCAUUGCACAAAUAGAACACCACAACAUUGUUGUAGGUCAUGAUAACAUUAUAUGUAUUGCCUACAUUUUCCAGGAAGCUUCAAAACUGCUAUUGUCAACCAAGAAAACCAUGAGAAAUAUACAUAUUUGUAUGAUUUGAUAUGCAAAUGAGAUGUCAUGAUGACGCUAAGGAAUUUGCUUUUAUGGCUUGUUCCUUGGUCAGUUGAAUUUCUUUAACUUUUGAUAUGUUAUGGCCCAAAGUUUAGCUGUUCAUAAUAUUGAAAAAGCCAUUCCAUUAAAAUUAUAUUUUUGGAAGUUGGAAGGUUUUACACAGACACUUAAAAAAAAAAUUGUAAAAAUAGAAACUGUGCGCUACUCAAAUGGCUUCUCUUGGGCAGGGCUCAAGUCUGUUCAUAUUGAUCAGUUGGAGCUUUUCUCUCAAAAGAAAGGCAAAAACAUUGCUUAUAAUAGAACAGACUAUCCUACAUGUAUAAUCCCUCACAAAAGCCAAUGAGAUUCUUACAUGGUAGUUUUUAGUCCUUGGUUAUUAAAGUAGAUAUGAUAUUCAAUGUAUUCUCUUCAGAGAGCUUCCUCUAUAUGUGAAUUGUAGUCAGUAAACUUCAACAAAAUCUAUGUUGGCUGUUAUUCUGUCUCUUUGUGCACACCCAUGCAU